Amborella trichopoda is the source of this 3159-nucleotide messenger RNA. RefSeq names its product WNK family serine/threonine-protein kinase 1 (gene WNK1). The record is from RefSeq and is a predicted model, not a curated record. Lineage: Eukaryota; Viridiplantae; Streptophyta; Magnoliopsida; Amborellales; Amborellaceae. Gene Ontology annotation, biological process: protein phosphorylation. Gene Ontology annotation, molecular function: ATP binding; protein serine/threonine kinase activity.
GGAUGCUCCGUAUCCAUCACAAAUAUUGUGCUCUCUCUCUCUCUCUCUCUCUAUAUGAGUUGGAGCUCCUUGUCUUUCAUGACCAAACCGAGGAGGAACCCACCACCACCACCAUAACCUCUCUCUCUCUCUUCUCGACAUAUCUGAAACAGGGCUUCUUGUUUCCAUCUUUUCUACUCUGGUGCUUGGGUUUUCUUCUCUGAAAUUUUUCCCUUUCCGCGCCUUCAGAGAAGUUGCUUGUGUUGUUUUAUUUGAGAUUUGACUGAAAUAAUGUUGGGUGCUAAGCCACCCUCUGAUACAGAGGUUUCCGAGUUCGUCGAAGUUGAUCCAUCCGGUAGAUAUGGCCGGUAUAAUGAGAUUCUUGGUAAGGGGGCAUCAAAGACUGUGUACAGAGCUUUUGAUGAAUUCGAAGGGAUAGAGGUAGCCUGGAACCAGGUUAAACUCCAUAAUUUCCUUCAAAGCCCCGAUGAUCUUGAGAGGCUCUACUGUGAAAUCCAUCUCUUGAAGACCCUUAAGCACAAGAACAUCAUGAAGUUCUAUACUUCUUGGGUCGACACAGCGAAUCGAAACAUCAAUUUUGUCACUGAAAUGUUCACAUCUGGCACUCUUAGACAGUAUAGGCAGAAGCACAAGCGGGUUAAUGUUCGAGCGGUGAAGAACUGGUGUAGGCAGAUCUUGAGAGGACUGCUCUAUCUCCAUAGCCAUGAACCACCUGUAAUUCACAGAGACCUCAAGUGUGAUAACAUUUUUGUUAAUGGACACCAGGGAGUGGUAAAGAUCGGAGACCUGGGCUUGGCUGCCAUUCUUCGCAAAUCUCAUGCUGCUCACUGUGUUGGCACGCCUGAAUUCAUGGCGCCAGAGGUGUAUGAGGAAGAAUAUAAUCAACUGGUAGACAUCUACGCCUUUGGGAUGUGCAUACUCGAAAUGGUCACAUUUGAGUACCCAUACAGUGAGUGCAAUCAUCCUGCGCAAAUUUACAAGAAAGUCAUCUCUGGCAAAAAACCAGCAGCCCUCUACAAAGUCACAGACCCUGAAGUGAGAGAAUUCGUAGAGAAAUGCUUGGCCUCUGUGUCCCAUAGGCUCUCAGCAAGGGAGCUCCUGAAUGAUCCAUUUCUCCAAAUUGAUGAUCCCUGCGCUGACUUGCGGGUAAUUGAGUUUAGGGAGGGAGAGGAGCCAAUUGAAUCUGUCAGCCCACUCAGGUGGCAACCUUUGCAUGAACCUUCAGAACAUGGAGGUUCGAUCAUUGAUGCUUCCAAUCUCUUCCUAGAACCAGAGAAUGCAUGGGGUGUCUCGAUAACUGAUGCUCCCAAUCUCUCUCCAGAAAGAGAUAAUAUGUGGGAUGGCUCAAUCAUCGACGCUUCCAGUCUCUUUCUAGAACAGGAGAACACCUGGGGUGACACUGACGAUGAUAUGCUGGAAAACCUUGAUAUAACAAUCAAGGGAAAGAAAACAGCAGAUGAUGGCAUCUUUUUGAGGCUUAGGAUUGCAGACAAAGAAGGGAGGAUAAGAAACAUUUACUUCCCUUUUGAUAUAGAGGUCGAUACAGCAAUUGGGGUUGCUGCAGAGAUGGUUGCAGAGCUCGAUAUAACUGACCAAGAUGUGAAUAGAAUAGCAGAGAUGAUCGAUGGGGAGAUAUCUUCCCUUUUACCAGACUGGAAAAAACCAGGGCCCUCAAGUUUCGAGGAAGAAAGAGAAAAUUAUGGCCACGAGUAUCAUCCAACCCCUAAUAUUUGCCAUAAGUGUGCAUCAACUACCACAUCCAAUGGUUCUCUUUCUAAGUACUUGGUUGAUAAAAAUCUCCUUAUUCGACAAUGUUCCAUCCAUGAAUGUGCUUCUACUCAUGGUCGAUUUGAAGAGAUAACGUAUCAGGUUGAGGGACCUGAGUAUUGUGGGCCCCCUGUCAUCUCGAGUGUGUCUGAUGGCCUUCACUAUGCUGAUAUAUGGGCUCACCACGAAGAGGACCCUGAUUUUGAGUCCUCUUCGAGUUCUCAAGGUUCUGAAGAGCCACAUUCUGACGAGGAAGUAAACACUAAAAUAUCGGUUAAAACUAGCAAAAGCAUUCAUUGUUUGAGCCCCAAAGGAAAGCCAGAGCUCGUUCAUCAAUCAUGUUGCUGCAAUGGGUCUUUCGAACAUCAUCAUCAUGAUCGUCAUCAUCACCAUUCCAGUCUUCAUCAUUCUCAUCACCAUCAUGAUCAACUGCGUUGUCUAUCAUCAAUCCAUGAGGUAUGGGACAGUGAUUACGAGAAGGAAAUUAGGCAGGAAUUGAGGUGGCUCACUGCUAAGUAUAAGACAGAGCUGAGAGAGCUAGUAACUCAACAGCUUGGAGGCUCGAGAUCAUUGAGAAAUUCGCCUGAUUCCAGCAAAAUAAGAAAUGGGGGGGUAUCAUCUUCAGUUAGUUUACCUUCUCCUAAGAGUGUUCGUAAUGGGUCUCCUCCGUUGGGGAUGAAGGAUGCUUUGAGUAAGAGAGAGGAGGAAUGGAAAGGGUGUGAGAGAACCAGGCACUGUGAGGUUACUGAUGGGUGCAGCCCUGAGCCUGUUUACACAGCAAGGAGUUUCUAUAUGGGAGCUCUGCUACCUCAUUGUAUUCAGAGGUCUCAGUCGCUUCCUGUGGAUGCUGUGGACUUUUGAGUAGCUUGGCUGAGCCUGUUUAAAACUCAUGCCUGCUUUGUUCAUUCCUUUCUCCCUCCAUACUCGGUGCCAGUAUAAAAAAAACGCUUAUUUAUGUUGGAAUACAGUUUUCAUUUGCCUCAUUGGGCACGGAUAUGCAAUUGAACUGCCUCCCCUCAUGCAUAGUUGCACGAUUCAGGGAGUUUUGUUAAAGUAGCCAAGAUCUCAUGAGUCAAAUACUAAAUGAGGUAGAAAAAGCUCUGCAUCUGAGCUCUUCUAGAAUCACACGUCCUCUUUCUUGAAUUUCUCAGGCUUGUGAAAAACACAACCCUUAUCUACCUCGAACUAUUGCUUCUAGGAACAAGAUCUUGGACGUGUUGUAAAAUCCUGUGUUAUCUAAUGAAGUAAAAGCUUAAGUUUUGUGAUGGUGAACCAUUUUUCAUCAAUUUUAAUAAGAGAUCUAUGGUUAGUCUUGAUUCGCUUAAGUUUUGUUCAAUUUGGUUCUGCAGUAAUAGUUCUAUCUCGCAAAUCUUAUUGAUGUCGAGUUUCUUA